This is a messenger RNA of Hippocampus comes (tiger tail seahorse), 3363 nucleotides long. Its product is annotated as dystroglycan-like. Gene Ontology annotation, biological process: nerve development; axon guidance; morphogenesis of an epithelium. Bases 538 to 3171 code for a protein of 877 amino acids. The record is from RefSeq and is a predicted model, not a curated record. Gene Ontology annotation, cellular component: dystrophin-associated glycoprotein complex; dystroglycan complex; basement membrane. Gene Ontology annotation, molecular function: laminin binding; calcium ion binding. NCBI's taxonomy places the organism in Eukaryota, Metazoa, Chordata, Actinopteri, Syngnathiformes, Syngnathidae. The transcript is spliced from 3 exons.
UGCUCAAUGGCCUCCUCAACCUGCCUGAUACCCUGUAGGAGGACUGACGGACCGAGGGAGGCAGGCAGGCAGGCUGCCAGGGAGGGGUUGCCAGCAACCUCAUCACGAUACAGAGCUGUGAGCCGUCUAUUAGUGAACCAAAGCGCGCGCCCAUCAGCUGCUUCGCCGAGCCCUCACGUCAUUCUGAUCGCAUCCAGUCUAUUCGUUUCCGAGGGGAAAGCGCACUUUUGAUGGCAGUUUGGAAGCCUUCGCUGCGCUUCGUGCAGGCUCGAUCGGGGAGGAGACAGUACAGCGCGAGGUGGCUAACGUUAGCUCGCUAACAAGCUGCCGGGCAUGGCUGUCUAAACAGCUGCCAAAGACCCCUCUUGAUGGAUCCCAGAGGACAACGAAAGGAAAAACACAAUCAGUGAGCACAGCCCAUAACAAGGGAAUCUGACCCCAAGUGUAUCAUCUGACUGACUUCAGUGCAUGUGGCCUCCUAAGUCGUUCUUCAACAUCUGCUAGGCAGCACAAGGGCCUGCUGCUACGCAACAUAAAAUGGGUGACAUGGGCGGCGGGGAAGCCGGGAUGUGUUGGACUUUCUCCCUGGUAAUUGGACUUCUGAUAGCCACGGCCCUGGAUGCUGCAUCGGAACAGCAUGACGCAGAGGUGGAGAGGUUCACCAUUGAAUUGGAGGCUUCCAUGCAGUCUUUCAUGCUCUCCGAGCUUCAGUCUGUUGCUACGGCCACGGCUCCGCCACAGUCCUCUGUGAACGAUGAGGAUUUGCAGCCUGGGAUCCCAGAUUCCUCGGCCAUUGUGGGCCAGGUGUUCCAGCUGAGGAUUCCGCUGGUGCCUGAGAACGCCAGCUGUAAUCUUCACCUAACUGAGAUGGGACAGACAGCAUUACCGCAAUGGCUCUAUUGGGACAAAGAGAGCUGCAUUCUGAGAGGCCUGGCCCUGGAGCAAGAUAAAGGUGUGUAUCAUAUCGCCGUGUCUGGACGAGACACAAGCGAGACGACCGGCAGCCGAGAUUUUCCCAGUACGGUCUUCUCGAUUGAAGUUCACCCCGAGGAACGAGCAGACACGGAACCGUCCCUGCUUGCGCUGCAGUCUGAUCCGAGUGGCCUGCAGCCCUUCACUUGUGGCCCCGAGGAGCCCGUCACGGUCCUCACUGUCAUACUCGACGCCGACUUGACAAAGAUGGUUGCCGAGCAGAGGGUCACUUUACUGUCUGUUAUGAGAAGAUUCUCGCAUGUUCCCGUUGAGCACAUGAGGGUCGUCCCUGUCGUCAACAACCGCUUAUUUGACAUGUCUGCUUUCGUGGCGGGACCAGGCAAUGCCAAGAAAGUGGUGGAGAACGGAGUUCUGCUGUCGUGGAAACUUGGAUGCGCCCUUGAGCAGGGCAAUAUCCCCGACAUCGGCCUUGUCCAGUCCUCCGCAAAGGAUGGAACCAUGUCAGCCAGGCUGGCGUACCCAGUGGUCGGUUGGCACAUUGCCAACAAGAAGCCUCAUGCGGUGAAACGUGUCAAGCGACAGUUGUACAACACCCCCACUCCGGUGCCCUCCCUUCUCCCUCCCACCACUUACCCAGAACCCCCUGUUCGUGUUGUUCCCAGCCCGACUUCCCCGUCAAUCGCCCCCGCAACAGACAACUCUGCACCACCUGUCCGCGGUCCCUUACCUCUUCCCGUCAAGCCCACCAUGAGGGUCCGAGAUCAGAUAGCCCACACGCCUGUUUUUGGUCCCUCUCAACCCACCAGGGCAGUGGGAUCGACCAGCACUUUGCCCAUCCAACCUACCAUGACCAGACCUACGUUUGUGGAAGCCACCGCGUUACCCACGCUACCGAGCACCACCAAAAAGCCAAAACCUUCGGGCACCAGGAAGCCCAAGAAACCCAAAACCUCAACCCCGGCUCCCAGGGAACCCAAAUCCACCACAACAAAACCACCGAAGCACACCACCACGCUUUCCUUGGCUCCGGACCUCAAUAGUAUGCCAGAAAUCCGCAACCCAAUCGACCAGGUCAACGCGUGGGUUGGCACGUACUUUGAGCUGAAGAUUCCUCCUGAUACAUUCUUCGACAAAGAAGAUGGCACCACCGACAAGCUGCGUUUGACUUUGAAGCAUCCCCCCAGGGAGCCAGUCAGUGAAACAUCCUGGAUUCAGUUCAACAGUACCAUCCAGCUUUUGUAUGGCCUUCCUGAGGAGCAGCACCAAGGCAAACACGAGUACUUCAUGUUGGCUACUGAUAAAGGUGGGCGGAGUGUCAUGGAUGCGUUUGAGGUUCAAGUCAACCGCUGGUCAAGCAACGACAAACCGUCAGUGGUAUUUGCUGCACGUUUCUACGGCGACCCUACAAGUGUGAGCAGUGACAUCCACAAAAAGAUUCUUCUGACAAAAAAGUUAGCUUAUGCUCUUGGCGAUCGCAAUAGCAGCACAGUGACCCUACAAAGCAUCACCAAGGGCUCCAUUGUGGUGGAAUGGACCAACAAUAGUCUGCCGCAGAGUUUCUGUCCGAAGGAGCAGAUCACAGCUCUCAGUAACAGGAUUGCCGAUCCGCAAGGCACACCUAAACCAGCCUUCGUUAAAGCUAUGGAGCCUGAAUUUAAACCGAUUAACGUCUCUAUUCGUGGCGCAAAUAAAUGUCAAAGCGUCACAUUCAUUCCACCGGGAGAGGUUGCGCCAGUUCCCGAUCUACCCACCGCCACACCGUCGCCUGGGACGGAUCGUAGAAGUAGCGACGACGUCUACCUGCACACGGUCAUCCCCGCGGUCGUGGUCGCCGCCCUCCUUUUAAUCGCUGGCAUCAUUGCCAUGGUGUGCUACCGCAAGAAGCGCAGAGGGAAGAUGACCAUGGAGGAACAGGCCACCUUCAUCAAAAAAGGAGUUCCCAUAAUAUUUGCCGAUGAGCUGGACGAUUCCAAGUCCCCGCCGUCCUCCAGCAUCCCCCUCAUCCUUCAGGAGGAAAAGCCGCCGCUUCCUCCCCCAGAGUACCCCAACAUGGCCGGUCCCCACAGCACCCUACUGAACCAGGAUUUGUUGGAAGAGUAUUCGGUGUAUCAGGAUGACGAUCCCAACGCGCCUCCUUACCAGCCCCCGCCACCUUUCACCGUCCCCAUCGAAGGCAAAGGCUCUCGCCCCAAGAACAUGACCUCCUACAGGUCGCCGCCCCCGUACGUGCCCCCCUAACGCUCACUGGAGCUCUCCAUUUGGAAUUCAGGUGCACUGUAGGGAUGCUCGUACAAAACUACCGCAGACGUAACUUGACACUUGGAUUUCAAUGAAAUGCAGGCAACCAUGCAUAAUAUUUUGACCACCAUGGAUUAGAUGAUUCAACGUUCUCCUACUGGGACCGGCAAAAAAAAAAAAAAAAAAAAAAAA